AUGACUAAAAAGGAGAAGGAUAGUGAAUCAUUGACACCUUCGACCGAGAAGGUUGAGAAGAAAGAAAAGGAGAAGGUUCAUCAGAAGUUGAAGGCUAAAGUCAAGAAGUUUAGAAAGUCUAAAUCGGUUUCUGGAUCUUCUCCAGAUGACUGUGAUUGUGAGCCAUGCAAGCAGAAUAAAAAGAUGGCGGCUGGUGGACAACCUCAAGGUGCUCAACCGGGACAACCCGAUCAGAAUUUUGAUUACAUGUUCAAGCUUCUGAUAAUCGGAAAUUCAUCGGUCGGAAAGACAUCAUUCCUCUUCCGUUACUGUGAUGAUUCAUUCACUUCUGCAUUCGUCUCCACUGUUGGAAUCGACUUCAAAGUGAAAACAGUCUUUAGAGGAGACAAACGUGUCAAACUUCAAAUCUGGGAUACCGCCGGACAAGAGAGGUACCGUACCAUCACCACCGCCUACUAUCGCGGAGCAAUGGGAUUCAUUUUGAUGUAUGACAUCACCAAUGAGGAAUCAUUCAACAGUGUACAAGAUUGGUGCACUCAAAUCAAAACGUAUUCUUGGGAAAACGCUCAAGUCGUUUUGGUUGGAAACAAAUGUGAUAUGGAUUCGGAGCGAGUUGUUUCAAUGGAUCGAGGACGUCAAUUGGCUGAUCAACUCGGAUUGGAAUUCUUCGAAACAUCGGCCAAAGAGAACAUCAAUGUGAAGGCUGUUUUCGAGAAACUCGUCGAGAUCAUUUGUGAUAAAAUGGCAGAAAGUUUGGAUAAGGAUCCACAACAAGCACCGAAAGGACAAAAACUCGAGGCCAACCCGACUCAAAAGCCAGCUCAACAGCAAUGCAAUUGCUAG
Molecule: messenger RNA, 843 nt
Organism: Caenorhabditis remanei
Lineage: Eukaryota; Metazoa; Nematoda; Chromadorea; Rhabditida; Rhabditidae
Exons: 5
Coding region: 1-843 (280 amino acids)
Biological process (GO): protein localization to plasma membrane; protein secretion; regulation of exocytosis
Cellular component (GO): synaptic vesicle; plasma membrane; endosome
Molecular function (GO): GTP binding; GTPase activity
Source: RefSeq, a predicted model, not a curated record